AUGGACCUCAGAGCUCUGACGCUGUUUCUGUGUUUCUGCAGCUCAGUGUGUCCAGAUGAGUUCCGGCUGGUCGGAGGUCCGAGUCCCUGUUCUGGCAGACUGGAGCAGCAGCGUCAGUCGGACUGGGAACCAGUGAGGGACCAGAACUGGAACCUGACGGCAGCAGAUCAGGUAAAAUCUGAUGUCAGAGCUGAUGGAACUCCAGAACCGCCCCCCUUCAGUGUGGAGAUCACCUGCUCAGGUAGAGUCCGGUUGGUUGAAGGAUCCGGCCGGUGUGACGGCACUGUGGAGGUGAGAAACAGGAAAGAAUGGAGACCAGUGAACGAGCCGGACUGGGACCUGGUGGCUGCCAGCGGAGUGUGCAGAGAGCUGGACUGUGGAUCUCCAGUUUCAACCAGAAGAAGAGAGACGGGUCCAAAAGACACCUGGGGACUCGAAUCUAACUGCAGUGCCUCAUCUCUGAUUGAAUGUUUCACAAAACAUCAAACCUCCUCUGGUGUCAUAGAGGUCACCUGUUCAGACUCUGUGAGGCUGGAGAACGAGACUCACCUGUGUUCAGGUAGACUGCAGGUGAAGAGGAACCAGGUGUGGUCCUCAGUGUGUUCAGAUGGAUUUGACCUGCAGGAUGCUGAGGUGGUCUGCAGGGAGCUGGGCUGUGGUUCUCCUUCAGGGUUUGAGCAGGAACUCUAUGGAGAAGCUCCAGAGUGGAUCCCAGAGUUCCGGUGUGGAGGCAAUGAGUCUGCUCUGCUGCACUGUGAGCGCUCAGAUAGAGACACCUGCUCACCUGAAACCACUGUCAUACUCACCUGCUCAGACCCUGAUGAUGUUCGGUUGGUGGGAGGAGCUAACCGUUGUGAUGGUCGACUGGAGAUGAAACAUGACGGAGUCUGGAGAGCGAUGAAAAUCCAAAACCCCGAACGGAACCUGAACUUGGCGGCUCUGAUCUGUGGACGGCUGGACUGUGGUCCUGCAGUCUCUGCAGUAAACAGACCAGAAUAUCCACAGGAAGACGCCUGGUGGAUCAGGUCCGGCUGCCCUUAUUCUACACUGAAGCAAUAUGUGACAGUGAAUAAUGAACAGACCUCUGACAGCUUGGAAGUCACCUGUUCAGAAUCUGUGAAGCUGAUGGGCGGGACUCACUGGUGUUCAGGAAGACUGCAGGUGAAGAGGAACCAGGUGUGGUCCUCAGUGUGUUCAGAUGGAUUUGACCUGCAGGAUGCUGAGGUGGUCUGCAGGGAGCUGGGCUGUGGUUCUCCUUCAGGGUUUAAGGAGGAACUCUAUGGAGAAGCUCCAGAGUGGAUCCCAGAGUUCCGGUGUGGAGGCCAUGAGUCUGCUCUGCUGCACUGUGAGCGCUCAGAUAGAGACACCUGCUCACCUGAAACCACUGUCACACUCACCUGCUCAGUUGGACGUGCCUUUGAUCCAGAAGUGUCUUCUACUCCUGGAGGGUUUCCAACCAGAGGAGUACAACAACCCUACACAGAACGUGUAUAUUAAUUUUACUGGCAAGUUAGGGGUUCACAUCCACUUCUACUUGUAACACACCAUCAGUACCAUGUCGGUAGAACAUCUGGUACCUACAUUAAGCUCAUCAGACAGUAGAUGGCAGUCUUUGUUGACAGUAGUCUAACAUGGCUUGCUCUGCUGUAAAAUGGUUUAUGUAAACUAUAUUGUUUAAAAAUGAACCAUUUUCCUAGGCCUUUGCUAUGGUCUGUCUCUGCAGGAAAAUCUGUUCUUACAGGAUGGUGAGCACUUCUAUGGUUCACCUUACCAUCAAAGGUAAGAUAAGAUAAUCCUUUAUUACUCCCCUUGUCCGGGGAAAUUUCCCAUGUUACAGCAGCAUACAUCAUACAGUAGAGCAACAAUAAGCGACAAUAAACAACAAUAUAAUGAUAAUCAUAAUAACAAUCACAAUAUGUUCAGGAGUGUAGGAUGGAAAAAGUGGCUUAUGGAAUGAUGUGAAGUACAAGAAGACUCAAAUAGCGCAAGAACUGUGCAGAUUAUGUGGUAAAGGAUGAUGUGAUAAGAGUCCAGUUUUGUGUUAACAUCAGCCAGUGAUGCCGAUGUUAUAAAGGGGAAAGGAUGUAUUUUUUGUGUACUAUUUCAGUGAAGUAGAGGAAGUUUGUAGAGGGCAGGAGAAAGAGCUGAAGAAAGACAAUUCAGUCUGGAGCAUAGACCGUAUAUAUCUAUAAUGUAUAUACAGUCUAUAGUCUGCAGGUAGCGCUCACUUCAGGAAGGGCUAUAGUGGCAUGAAAUGUUAAAGCUAAAAUACAUUUUACCAAACUAAGAAAGAGAAACAUUUACAGUUUAUCUGAUAUAUCAGUGCUAUAUCUACUGAUGCAUAUUAAUGUCUGUCUCUCAGGAGGUAAUGAGAUCAGAAGUUUUGUGGCGGGAGUCAUAAAGCUAAUUUACUUUUGUGUGUUUAACUUUUAUUUUUAUUGAAUGUUAUUGUAUGAAACAAAUAUAAAUAUAUAUCUGCCUCCAGA
Acanthochromis polyacanthus (spiny chromis) is the source of this 2486-nucleotide messenger RNA. RefSeq names its product CD5 antigen-like. Gene Ontology annotation, cellular component: membrane. The coding region runs from base 1 to 1497 and encodes 498 amino acids. NCBI's taxonomy places the organism in Eukaryota, Metazoa, Chordata, Actinopteri, Pomacentridae. The transcript has 8 exons. The record is from RefSeq and is a predicted model, not a curated record.